Messenger RNA from Xenopus tropicalis (tropical clawed frog), 7151 nucleotides. It is a transcript of the gene jade1, whose product is annotated as jade family PHD finger 1. Gene Ontology annotation, cellular component: nucleus; chromosome. The record is from RefSeq and is marked validated. NCBI's taxonomy places the organism in Eukaryota, Metazoa, Chordata, Amphibia, Anura, Pipidae.
GCCUGCAGGCAGCGCAGAAACUUAUGUAACCCGCUGCGUACAUCCCAUGCUGCUGCUGCUGCAAUGUGCGGCAUAUGGGGCAGGGAUGUUGUACAGGCAGGGCUCAGGCUCAGGCUGGAGUAAAACUACUAAUGUGGAAUCUUGUGCAACAAGAGUUGGUGGGCUUGCAGGAUUAAUACUUUCACAAUUAUUUCAGUGGUUUCAUGGGCUCCAUGACUGGCAUCCCUAUCCCUAAAUAAGCCAUGAAACGAACACGGCUCCUGAGCAGCAGUGAAGAUUCUGAUAACAACGACAGUCUCUCUACAUCAUGGUCUCAGCAUUCAAGAUCCCGUCCAAGUGGAAGUUUGAGGCAUGAAGACAGGAAGCCAUCUGAGGUGUUCAGAACAGAUCUGAUCACAGCAAUGAAACUGCAUGAUUCCUACCAGCUAAACCCUGAGGAUUUUUAUGUGCUGGCUGACCCAUGGCGCCAGGAGUGGGAAAAGGGGGUACAGGUACCUGUGAACCCAGAGUUUAUUCCUGAGACGGUUGCCAGGGAAAUAGCUGAAAAAGAUAAAGUAGUCACCUUCACUAGACCUCGUAAAUAUAUCCGGUCAUCUGGAUCAGAGCCUCCAGAGUUGGGAUAUGUUGACAUCCAAACUCUUGCAGAUGCUGUAUGUCGUUAUGACUUGGAUGAGAUGGAUGUUGCCUGGUUGGAGCUAAUUAAUGAAGAAUUCAAAGAAAUGGGCAUGCAACAACUAGACGAGUACAGUAUGGAACGAGUUUUGGAGGAAUUUGAGAAGAAGUGUUAUGACAAAAUGAACCAUGCAAUUGAGACUGAAGAAGGUCUGGGCAUAGAGUAUGAUGAGGAUGUUGUAUGUGACGUGUGCCAGUCUCCGGAUGGAGAAGAUGGCAAUGAAAUGGUUUUCUGUGACAAAUGUAACAUUUGUGUACACCAGGCAUGCUAUGGAAUAUUGAAAGUACCUGAAGGAAGUUGGCUUUGUCGUACAUGUGCCUUGGGGGUACAGCCAAAAUGUUUGCUGUGUCCAAAGAAAGGUGGAGCCAUGAAGCCAACACGUAGUGGCACAAAAUGGGUUCAUGUCAGUUGUGCUCUUUGGAUUCCAGAGGUGAGCAUUGGCAGCCCAGAAAAGAUGGAACCCAUUACUAAAGUGUCUCACAUACCAAGCAGCCGUUGGGCAUUGUUUUGUAGCUUGUGCAAUGAGAAACUUGGGGCCUGCAUACAGUGUUCCAUUAAGAACUGCCGUACAGCAUUUCAUGUCACAUGUGCCUUUGAUCAUGGCUUGGAGAUGAAGACAAUUCUUACUGAAGAAGAUGAAGUAAAGUUCAAAUCAUACUGCCCAAAGCACGGCUCUACCAAGAAGCCAGAAAAUAGCCAUUUCUGCAAAAGUGUAAAUGAUGGUAAAGGCACAUGUGGAGCCUCCCCAACUUGCUUGGAUGGUCUACGCUUAUUGGAUGUCUCACAGCAGGAUGCCAAACAUGGAAGCCAGCGGAAAUUUAAGCUUCAGCAACUUGAAGAUGAGUUUCAUACAUUUGUUGAUGUACAAGAAAUAAGUCAGGCCCUGAAAAUUCCUCUUGAUAUGACUGAAUAUAUUUACCAGUACUGGAAGCUGAGGAGGAAAGCCAACUUUAAUGAACCACUCAUCACUCCAAAAAAGGAUGAGGAAGAUAACUUGGCAAAGAAAGAACAAGACGUUCUGAUCCGUAGACUACAGCUCUUCACUCAUCUCCGCCAAGAUUUGGAAAGGGUACGUAAUCUUACAUACAUGGUGACCAGAAGGGAAAAGAUGAAGCGCUCAGUUUGUAGAGUUCAAGAGCAAAUAUUUAACCUUUAUGCAAAGAUAUCUGAGCAGGAGAAAAAUCUGGGGUUUCCACUGGAGAGUGUGUUGCUUUUCAACACCCAGCCAUCAGACCCAGAUGCUCCAAAGAUAGAAGACUUGAAGUGGCACUCUGCUUUCUUUAGAAAGCAGCUAGGCUCCACACUGGGCUGCUCAAUGAAGGAUUCUCACAAAAAGAGUAGAGUGAGAAUCAUGGGGAAAUCACUAGACACAGAGAUCCUCUUACCAGAGAGAAAGAAGGAAGGUCAGACUUCGGAUGUUUCCUUUUCAUUUGAAAAGACGGUUGCAAAGAUUAGACCUGUGCAGCAGAAAAAUGGAGCGAGUAUGCCGGAGCAUAGGAAAAGGCGUGACAGCCGUGCUCAGGGUGACCCUGCUAAGUUUAGUUUAAAAGAAAAGCCUCCCAGACAGCAGCAUAGACCUGCAAAGCCUGCGGAACCCCCUGAGAGACCUGCUGAAAAUAAAAGGGUCCUAAGUCAGUGUGGAAGCAAAACUGCAACAACGUCAGCCAAUAAAAAGCAGUGUAGCAGCAGCUUGCCUAGGUACAGUGGCUCGCUCAUCAAAUUACACUGUAAACAGUCUUCAGUUAAAGUGCCUACAAGUCCUGUUAAAAACUGGGGGGGAUUCAGAAUUCCAAAGAAGGGGGAGAGACAGCAGCAGCCUGGAAAUAUGGAAACUUGUCAGCCAAACUUAAACUGCCAGUUCUUGGGACAGGUCUCCAAAAAAGAAAGGACAAAGGAGAAACACAAGCUGUACAGUGAGAACGAUGGAUAUACUCCAGAUGCAGAGAUGAGUGACUCUGAAUCAGAACCCACAGACAAGUGCCGGCUUCAGAGACUAGCAUCGAGCAGCACCAUAAGUAGAGGAUACGAGACAGACUUUAUUAGGAGAAGCAUCCUAGCAUCUUGACUGGACCAUCAGCACUGUAGCCAGGAAUGGGAGUGACUGCAGAUAAAUCCGCUAUUUUUUGUACACAAAACAAUGGGAGAGUAAAAUCUGUGAACUGAUAGCUCAAAAGCCAGCUACUCCCUUGCUGUUCCAGCUUAAUUGCACUUGAAAGAGUUUUUGUUUUUUUUACCCUCAAUAUUUCUUCAUUUCAUUGAACAAUUGUUGUUCAUGUAGUGGUCUUAAUGCGGCACUCUGAAAGUGUCCAUGUUCUAGGUUUACAAGAGGGAAUAAUCUGCACUGAUAGUGCUUUCAUUGGUCCCUUGAAAGCACAAGAUAUUCUUUUUGAGAUGAUAAACAAAAGUUGGUUUUGGGUACACCAUCUUGCACACAUGUCCCAGCACAUUUCCUUGCACUGUGACUUGCCCUUUAUUCGGCAUGAACUCCUGAUAAUGAUGAAUUCCACCCCUGAGUAAAAAAGUAUUUUUCUUUUCGUUUCUGCCCCUUUAGUGAAAAUGAUGCACUCCCUAUCUACAUUUGUGGUUGUGGGAAGAUCUACAUAUCUUUUACUUUGGGGGACUGUACAUAUAGAUUGAUUCGAUCUGUGUACUGCACCGCUUUUUCUACUUUGUCUCCAUUUAAAAGUGAGUCCUUAUUGAUGCAGAUGAUCAUAAAACACAAAUUACUGCUGUGCCAGAUUGCAAAUGAGUUAUACUGGUUAGCAGCCUGGUACAAAUUAAGCAUGUUUAACUAUGGAUAAACACUGCAUGACAGUCAUUUGUAGGGGUCCUGGUCCUGUCCACACGCUUAAAAGUCCGGAAUACGCUUAGUAACAGGCACAACAGUCCUUGUAUAUAAUAUACAUAGAACAGUACAGGUGGUAUUUUCUCAGUAUGUUCAGUACUGAGCUCCUUUGCAGAAUGUGCAUUCCAGUUCCAGCUUUACAUGCUGAGAGUUCAUUGCUGUCAGCAAUAAUAGUGUCAUAAUUGCAUCCCUGCGUUCUUCAGAAAGUCGAUCCCACUCUGUUUUGUUUACAGGUUUUGGGUAAAGUAUAAUAAGCUAUUGCUUAAUUAAAAGAUUAAAGAGUUAAGCAGCUUGCUUGAUUCUUUACUCAUACUACAACACCAGCUGUAGGGUAUUUGGGGGAUGGCCACUGCUCCAGGUAUAAGUGACAGCCCUAUAUUUCCCCCCCCCCCCCCAGUUGAUUUUAUAGCACAUAUUUCAUCCCCCUCUCUGUCCUUUCUGUGACAUUAUUAGGCAUAUCUCCCUCUUUACACAGCCCACCUCUUACGUCACCAGUUGGGAUGGGUGUUUAAAUUAAUGACAAAUAUCAUGGCAGGUCCAGGAGGGGUUGGUUAGAUCAGGCACGUCGGGUACAUAUAUAAAUACAUACAAUAUCCACAUAUAUAAAUGUCACGGUAUUAUUUGAUAGUCUUUCUACAAAUUAGCCCUACCCAUGCAAUAUUAAAUAUUACAGCUGUGGAGCUGCCCCUGUAGAUUUGCACAAAUAGCUGUAAUGUGCCAGCCUUGAGAACUUGCACAUACUAAAGGGAAAUAUAGGUGUUUGCUCAACAUGAGUCAAAUGGGGCUGGUGUUGGACAUGCUUUCUGUCUAUUGUUGUAAUGGAAAUAAAUCUAAGGCUCUUAUGUGAUCUGCUUAACAGUGUAGGGAAUUGAAAGCACUUUCUUUCAUUUUACACUGGAUCUCACCUUCUUGGCUAGUCAGAACAAUUGUAGCCCAAACACCCAGUGCCACUUACUGCCUUUUUUGGAAAUAUGGAUUUUCCGAUUUUAGGCAUUUGGACCCACUUCCUGGGCUACUUAAAGUGACAGGUGUCCAUGUGCCAUUGCCUUUAAACACUUUGUAUAACAAACUUCUUUUUCCAUUUAAACAUGAGGCAAAGUCCGAAGCAGGGGAAGGCACAUGCUUGGCGUUAUCAAUUGUAUGUAAGCACAAUAACACAAGUCAGCCUUUAGUACGUUAUAAUAUAAAUAUGGAAUAUUUAAAACUGAAUCUAUAAUAAGAAUAUUUUCAAUACAUUUCCUAUGUAUUUGGCUCACAAGAAGCAUGCCAGUUGCCCCCAUUACAUGGAUAAGCAAAUGUUCAGUCAGGCAGAUUUUUCUCCAUAGCUGACACUUGCUAUUGAGUGCUUCCCAGAUUCAUUGCAUUUAGGUGUUGCACACAGGUACAAUUUUUUCCCCAGAUAUCACUUUCAUUAGCAUUUAUGGGGAGUGAUCUCUCCAUAUUCUUGGAUGUUUCCCAGUUAUUAUGAUAGGAAGAGUUCCUCAAUAAUCCCCACUAGCGGAAUGCUGGGAUGUGCCCUGAGCAGAUUAGAAAAGAUCAAAAUUGGAUAAAUAAUCCUUAAACAAUUAAUUUUUCCUAAUCUCUGCGACAAGGCUUAUUGCCUCAGCAGUUGUGCCUGGGUCACACUAAGCUGUGCUUACUGUACCUUGGGCAACAUCUGCCCAGUCGUGACCUACAGAAGUACAGCAGCCACCUCAAGCCAUCUCGUCUUUCAGCUCAUCUGUCUGUCUAUCUAAUGUAUCUAUAUCUCUUCCAUUCUCACCCUUGCAGCCUGUUAUUUUACUCUAUACAUCAUACAGAAAUAUGAAUAUACUGAAUUAUUUUAAAGCCUUGUCUAUCUUGUGUCUUUCACUUUCUAAUUUCAAUAAUAUUCCAAGUCAAAUGAGUGCUUAACUUUAAAAUAUAUUUUUAUGAGACAGUAAAUACUUUUUGGGUAUGUUACUAUUGUCCAUGCUUGAUAGCGAAACAAUCUUGGAUGGCAGUGUGCAGAGAGAGCAAUAGUUCAGAGUGUUCUGCUCUGCUGCUUCAUUCUGUUUCUGUGGGAAUGGCAUCUAUACCAACACAUAGGGGAAGAUGCACCAAUCCAUUGCUUUUGGUUGUGAUUAAAUACUGAAUCCCAGCCCUCAUUUGCUUAUUUAAAUGUAGGGGGUUGGGAUUUAGUUUAGCUGAAUGCCUAAAGUGGCCAUAUCUGGAAUUUGUCCCAAUGCUUGAUUUGUUCUAUCCCUACUAAAUCUACCUGUCCAUAAUUCUGGUUCUCUGUUCUGAUUUGACAUGUUUAUAGACAGGCUGGGUAUAUAAUGCAGUUACCGUGAAGCUGGAAGGACUCAUUUACCAUUGGCACAAGAACACUAAGCAGUGCAAAACGUUCUAUGCACUUACCUGCUGCACCUGGGGCAGUCACUCCUGUAUCCUGCAAGGGGGGAGCACAAUGCAUAUGGCCAUAUUUAUCUAAUGCCUUCCCUAGGUAGGAAAUAAGCAUGGGGCUCCAUAGCUCCUUGCAGCCCUAGCCACUUUUGCCUGGCCCUCAUGAAUACAGCAGGCAAUUUGUGUUUCACAGGUACAGAUCUUUUCAGAUUCUGGAGUGAGAUGGGCACUUCCUUGCCCUUUGUUUUGCCUAUAUAUAUAUAUAUAUAUAUAUAUAUGUAUAUCUGCCUAUAUGAUCCCUAGAGACUUGGGGUAGGACUGGUAAUGGCACCAUCCAUGGUUCUAAGAUUUGGAAUUCAUUCAAACAUCCCUUCCUUCUGUAUAUCACAUUUAGAAGCACAUCUUAUGGCACGCUUGUCCAUUAAUGAUAUAAUAAUUUAAUUGCCCCCCCUCAUAAAAAAGUGUAUGUGUUAGUAAGUAAAGUGGAAUGUUUAAUAGCUUUAUGCACUGAAUCUACUGACUUCACAUGCAAAGGAUAACGGCACCCCGGUGUGGCCAGCAGCAUUCUCACUCUGGGCUUCCACAUGUUAGUGCUGGCCACGGGGGUUCCCUCUUAUUACUGUGUCAUUUAGCUUAUGGCCAGCAAAAGUGUCUCCGCUUUCUGUUUUUGUUAUCCUUAUUAUUUAUGACAACUUUCCAUCACUGAUUUACUUUGGGAGCCCUGGCUCUAUGUAAGGAAAACACAAUGAGGUCACCGCUCCCUGCCUGUUGUACUGUUGGGCUUAUCACUGAGUCAGUCCCAUAAGGGAAAUGUCUCUUAUUAUUCUGCUCUACCGGAUUUAUAUCAUCUGUGUAUAAAGGAGAAUCCAUACAAGGCAAUGGUGUGUACAGCACCCACAGAUGCCCUAGUAAUACUGACACAAGAUCUUACUCGGAAGAGGAAAUCUUUAAUAUAUAAAAAUGUAAAGGUUACAUGGCAAAAGCCCAGUAUUGGCUCAGUCCUGUGAGUGUCCUGUCGCUCAUGUACGGCUCCUGUUCACAUCAGCAUCAGCACUCACACAAGCAAGGACAAUGCCAGUUUCCUAUAAAUAAUAAUAAUGACCAUUUUCUGUAUUUAUUUAUAAUGCUUGUCUUGCCUUCACACUUCUCUUUACUUUUAUUUAAGUAUUUAUAAGCGAAUUGAAGCCAGCUUUGUUUUUCUGCUCAGAUAAUGUGUAGAAUUGUGCCUUUUUGUCUCAAUGUAAAUAAAUGCUGUACAUUUUGCUAUAC